UGAUGACGUACAUGCCACAAGACUUCCGCGGUACUCUUAUUAGGCAGCAGAGGGAGCGUUCUGAGAGGAAUAAGCAGGCUGAAGUUGAUGCUCUAAUCAACUCCGGUGGAAGUAUUCGUGAUCGAUAUUCUCUACUAUGGAAUCAACAAAUGGAACGGAGGCGGCAACUGGCUCAACUGGGUUCUGCUACAGGUGUCUAUAAGACACUGGUGAAGUAUUUAGUUGGAGUGCCACAAGUUCUGUUGGAUUUUGUUCGGAAAAUAAAUGAUGAUGAUGGGCCAAUGGAAGAGCAGCGACAACGUUAUGGUCCACCUUUGUACAGUCUCACGAAAAUGGUGCUCAACAUUCGACUUUUUCUUUCUCUACUAUGGCGACGUUUUGAAGCUAGAAAACUAUCAAAGGAUCAAAUGACGGUCUUGGAAGAAGCAGUAGAUGUAUACACAUCUGAGUUCCAAAGAUUCAUCAAAUUCAUUGGUGAUGUAUUUGCGAAUUCCCCUUUCUUUAUUACUGCGGAAGAAGCUGGUGCAUUAGAUGCCAGAAAAAGUGACGAAUACAAAGAAGUGAGUGUUCCAGCGGGAAAAACUCACGAGGUUUCAUUGACGGUGGACGCCAUAAAUUCAUACAUUGCUUGGGAUUUUGCUUUGGUUCAAGGCAGAGUGGAUAUGGACAUUGGCUUUAGCAUGGAGUUUACGGAUCUUUCCGGACAGAAGACGCAAAUCUUACCUUAUCGACGAUAUGAUGCUGACCAAGGAAACUUUUGUACGGUUCUGGCUGGACACUACAAACUCAUAUGGGAUAAUGCUUAUUCUACAUUUUUCAAGAAGGUCCUGCGGUAUAAGGUGGAUUGUAUACCUCCUGUUGUAGAGCCAGCGCUUUCAUCUGAUCAAGUAGAUGAGUGAAAGUAUUCGUUCAGAGUUUUUAUUGCUGCCCAAUUGCUCAUGAAGAUAUUAUGUCUCAUUUGUUUGUAUACAAAGGCAUUUCCUUGUUUGUACUGCUUGAAUUAUACCAGAUUAAUCCACCCUGUGCUGCUUAGUCCCGAUCUCAAGCUGUAACCACCUGUUGUAUUGAUUGAUGCCCAGAUCAAGAUAAAGUCUCAGCAUUCACGACUUUCAUUAUACUUCUAAUGUUGACAUAGUUGGAUAUUUA
This is a messenger RNA of Nicotiana tabacum (common tobacco), 1146 nucleotides long. The record is from RefSeq and is a predicted model, not a curated record. Lineage: Eukaryota; Viridiplantae; Streptophyta; Magnoliopsida; Solanales; Solanaceae.